Oryzias latipes (Japanese medaka) is the source of this 1428-nucleotide messenger RNA. RefSeq names its product chemokine (C-C motif) ligand 44 (gene ccl44). Gene Ontology annotation, biological process: immune response. Gene Ontology annotation, cellular component: extracellular region. The record is from RefSeq and is a predicted model, not a curated record. Gene Ontology annotation, molecular function: chemokine activity. Lineage: Eukaryota; Metazoa; Chordata; Actinopteri; Beloniformes; Adrianichthyidae.
CAGGGAGGUAUGAAGAGAGGGAGGGAGUAAUAUAAGAGAGCCAGGCACAGAGGGAGAGGUGACAGUGAAGAUUAUCCUCUCUUCUCUGCCACUCUCACCAUGUUGGUCCUGCAGAUGUUGACUGUUCUCUCCUUCACUGUUGUCUUCCUGGCAUCUGUGGAAGCCAAAGGCGUGCAGAUGCAGAGGGAUGUCCAGUGCUGCAUGCUGUACUCCCAAGGCAAGGUGCGUACCAAAGAUGUGCUGCGGUUUGAGGUGCAGACGGAGGGGCCCGACUGCAGUAUACAAGCUAUCAUUUUUUACACAAAGAAGGCGGUGAAAUGUGCCGACCCCAGAGAUCGCAAGGUGAAAAGGUUGUUGAGGAAACUCCAGCAGAGGCAAAGAACCAAAGCUCACCGAACCCCGUGGUUCUUCCGCCAUGACAACCUGCCCGUCAUGUCAGAGGACAAGAAGGAUAACUGGGCCAUCCUGAACGUGGAGUGAUGAGGCACGAGGUCCGCAGGAAAACCCGUAGUCAUACGCCAAGUGAAUGUUCAGCAGCUGGUUGUCUUGAUUUGGAAACACUUGCUGACUCUCCAGUCGUCUUGUGUCUCUCUUUCCACUCCGUCUGUCCCUCUGGAACAAGACCUGGGCAGCAAUACAUCCUCGGCUUUAUAUCCUCCACCACGACCUGCGCUGAAAACAUCCUGGAAAUGUGUUGGAAACACUCAUCGGGGUGUUGUUUGUCAGACUGAUCCUUCCAAAAAAUGGCUUAUACUGUUAUUUGUUAUCGUCUGCCUGAAAGCGUCGCCUUCCUCGACAGUGUUACCAUGGUGAUUGAUAGGAAAUCGGUGAAUUUGGUGUCCUGAAAAAAAGCAAAAAAAGAAAGCGUUGACAUUCACGUAGUAGAUCAGCAAGACUUUCUGUGCUUAAUUGUGGCUUAUAUACCUUAACUAUGUAAUAAAACUUCACAGUACACUAAAGUACAUUUGUCACACCUAGUUUGCAGAGCUUCUGGGGGAACCUCACACCUAUUAAGCAGUUUUUCCCUUUUGAUAGUGGUGUCAAGAUUUUAAAAGUCUCGUUCGGGCUAUAUCUAACUGUAUAAUGGACCAGAUCGAAGGUUUUUAUUUGGGUUCACUCUAGCUUUUAAAACAGCAAACAAAGGUUUCUUAUAUAUUAUGUGUGUUGUCCGUACUAACUGUCUAUACAACAUUUUGAUCUUUUUGAAAUUUGACCGUUCAACGUGAAUGCUUGAUCUAAAAAUCCAUUUGCCGUUUGGAUUUAACGCUUGUCCGUCACCAAACUAUGCCAAAGUAUUCAUGAGUCCAUCCUUCACAUGACAAGGCUGUUAUUCUUAGAGGGCUCUGGUGUGUUUCACGCACACGCAUUGUAUUGUAGAAGAAUGCAAUGUAUUUCAAGUGAAAUAUUUUAUAAAUUUAUCUAAAAUAU